Pseudogymnoascus destructans is the source of this 1523-nucleotide messenger RNA. It is a transcript of the gene MCM1, whose product is annotated as transcription factor of the MADS box. The record is from RefSeq and is a predicted model, not a curated record. Lineage: Eukaryota; Fungi; Ascomycota; Leotiomycetes; Thelebolales; Thelebolaceae. Gene Ontology annotation, molecular function: protein dimerization activity; RNA polymerase II cis-regulatory region sequence-specific DNA binding; DNA-binding transcription factor activity, RNA polymerase II-specific. Gene Ontology annotation, biological process: positive regulation of transcription by RNA polymerase II. The transcript has 4 exons. Bases 321 to 995 code for a protein of 224 amino acids.
UCUACACUGUCCUCUCCACUAUACCCACUGUACCGCAUUGCAAAUGCAACUGCUGCAACUCCAAGACUGUCUCUGUCUGUACCUUCCUUCCACUACGGCAGGUACAACACGCUACAACGCGCUACAGCACACAUCCGUGCGUUUCUGCCCUACCAUUCUACUCGAUCAAGCAUUGCCGGCACCCAGGUUUCUGCCAACCAAACCCGUCACUCUCCACAUUGUCUACACAUCCCCCAGAAGCAGUUAAGGCUCAUCGGCAGCUAUCUCGAUUCAGAACAAAACAUUUCACGUCACACCCAAAAAGAAAAGCUUCUAUUAGAAUGGCCGACAUUACCGAUCAACAACCCGACCAGGCGUCGCCAUCCGUACUCGAGGACGCGCAUGCCGUGGGCAAUGGUACCGCGACCGCGCCCGAUAACCGUGGUGUGAAGCGCCAGCGCCCAUCCACGGCCGACGACGAUGACGAUGAUGAUGAUAAGCCCGGUCGCGAGAGGAGGAAGAUUGAGAUCAAGUUCAUCGCCGACAAGUCACGUCGUCACAUCACCUUUUCCAAGCGCAAGGCCGGAAUCAUGAAGAAGGCAUACGAGUUGUCUGUUCUGACCGGCACCCAAGUCCUGCUGCUCGUUGUCUCCGAGACUGGCCUUGUGUAUACGUUCACCACCCCGAAGCUUCAGCCUCUUGUCACCAAGGCCGAGGGCAAGAACCUCAUUCAGGCCUGCCUCAACGCUCCAGAGCCAGCCGGCAACAACGAGAACGGCGUCGAGGAUCAAAACCCCGUCGAGUCGCCCGAAGAACCAGCACCACAACACCUCCCCGCCCAGCAAAGCAGGCCCGGCAUGCAGACGGCGCCCAUGCACCCCAAUUACCUCCCCGUCGACGCGCAACAAAUAGCCUACCAGAACUACCUGGCGCAACAGCAGCAGCAGCAGCGCGGGGGCUACCCGGGCAUGCCCCCACAAGCCGGCAUGCCGCAGCAGCACUCGCACCAGGCAUGAGUUGUUAUUACCCACACCCACGUAUAAUCAACCUGCAUUCGCCGCGGACACAAAAGCCGACUAUUUCCACAACUGAUACCCGAGUUUAUAAAAUGCGAGACGCCGUCUGCACUGCACUCCUCCUAUCCGCGCCGCCGGCGUCAAUUGGACUUAUUUCUCAAAAAAAAAGAACCCACACCGUUUGUUUUUUUGCUGCAGUUGGUGUUACUGGUGCUUGAUUUUUUUGGUGUCCCGCCUCAUGGGAUUGAUUACUGGGGGGGUCCGAAUGCCCUCUUGUUUGCUACUGCUCGUCUCGUCUUCGUGUCUCGUCUUCGUGUCUCGUCUGUGUCUCUCUCUCUGUCGUCGUCGUCGUUUUCAAGUUAACUUACUUUCUUUGAUUGUCCUACAUUUGUCCCUGCGUACGGAUUAUAUUUCCUACGCGCUUGUCUUGGAUGGGUGCCACUUGUCAGGGUGGGCGACGGAUUGUAGCGCGGAUUUUAUAAAUCUUUCUGCUGGGGCUUGGGGCAGGGGCGGGAUGGUAUUGGAAGG